AUGAAGUGGGCUGAAUCAGAAACUUUAAAACUAGUGGAGCUUUACGGGGAGUUUCCGUGUAUCUGGGAUAUAAGUCACCGUGAUUAUAAAGAUAAGAACAAAAGGAAUGCUGCCUAUGAAUAUAUUAUUCGUGCAAUGAGCAAGGAAAAUUUUGGAGUUUCUGAAUUAAAACAAAAAAUCAAAAACCUCCGAUGUACUUAUAACCAAGAACGAAUCAAAAUAAAAAAAUCUCAAAAGUCUGGCAAUGGAAGUAACGAAGUUUACGUGCCUUCUUUAAAAUGGUACUAUGCAAUGGAUACAUUAUUAAAAUCUAUUACACGAAGCACCGAAACUCAGGAUAACUUUGAAGGAACAAUACAAUCUGAGAAAAUUGAAUCGAAAAAAGCAUUACUUUGUUCACGAUGCAAAAAAUAUUUUGAAUUUGACUGCACCGGUUACUCUGAAAAACUAUACUUGUUAAAAGACAUAGACUCGAGAAAAAAAAUGGAUGUGCAAAAUAUGCAAAGAAAACUCAAAGCCAAGUCACACAGAGCCUUCUUUCGUUACAACGAGGAAAAAACCAUUUACGCCAGAAAUUGCCAAGAAAAACUCACCCGUCGUUACGCAAAUGCCAAUACAGUCGACACCAAAAAACACAUCAUGCCAUUCUGA
Parnassius mnemosyne (clouded apollo) is the source of this 651-nucleotide messenger RNA. NCBI's taxonomy places the organism in Eukaryota, Metazoa, Arthropoda, Insecta, Lepidoptera, Papilionidae. The record is from the annotation of a GenBank genome assembly.